AUGUCAGUGAGCUUGAGGCGUACAUGCCGGUCACGUCGAAAUGGAUUGAAGUUUGUAGAAGUUGAUGGCCGGUCAGCAGUUGCGCAGGCGAAAGUUACAGAGUACUUUCCUAUCGUACGCCGUGGGAAGUUUUUUGGAAAAAGAACGAAACUAGAAGUUCAAGCUACAGUUGCUGCGAAAGAGCACUUUGAAAUUGCAGCAACGACUGAAAAGUUGGUUCUUAAAUCGGGAAAGGAGCAGAAGGCAGCAACUGAAGAUAAGUACAAAGCUACCAGCGGUGUGAAAGCUUUGGAAGUUGAGAACAGUCCAAGACCAGUCAAACGUCGUCUUCGUUUUGACGGUGAAGAGCCGUUUGGGUUCCAGUAUUUUGCAAGUGUAGGUCGUGGUAAAAUGGGUUUCUUCCUAGCUUUCUUAACAGCUGAAGUUAAGGUUGACAAUGAAGAAGCCGUUCUACUUUCGCCUACCAAAACGGUAAGGCUUCCUGUUAGUCCCGCAAAAUCACCAUUAAAACCUGUUAAAGUGCUGAAAACACCUCAAAAAAUUCAGCCAGAAAACAUUCCCGUGGAAGUAUCAGAAGAAGAAGGAGAACGCAGAAAAGGGUGCUUGGAUUAUGGGCAAGCUUCGUUGUUGAAACCAGAAGUUAAAGAGUGUGCGUCAUACAAAUUGCCAAAAAAAUAUGAGAACUUGUUGAAGCUUUUUGAGUCUGCUGAAAGGGCAAAUUAUAUCGAUGUAUCAAGGAAUUUCACAGUGAAGAAUUUUGCUCAAAUAGUUUUCCUCUACCCACGCGCCUACAGUGUUCGUGUGGAAGAGUGUAAGGCUGAAGAAGUUGGUUGUCAGGGGAGAUUCAAAUAUAUUGUUGAAGCCAAUCUCGUUGAUGAUAUCUGGGAGUACAUGGUAUCCAAAACACCAGUUAAAGGUGCACCUACACCUGUUAUUCAUUCACCGUUGUCCUCACCUAUCAAACUGCACUUGGUAGGCUCACCAAGAAAAACUCCGGUAAAGAUGGCACCGUCAUUGAGGCCUCUAGAGCGCGAUCUGCGUCCUAAGUUAGAAGCCUGGCGUUUGGUAGCUCGGGCUGCGGUCUUCAAGUACCAGCUAAUAGAAUUCAUCAGGGAGAAGAAAAGUAGUUUAUUGGAAGGACUAAAAAAAUUAUCAAGUCCAAUUGAAUUUGAAAGCAGUUGUCAUCCUCAUAGUUUGGAGGGCCUUGAUGAUGAUCUUUUUGAAGACAUACCCGAGGCUACUCUACCAGAAAUUCCUGAGAGUAACAAUAAUUUGUGUAGAAAUGCUAAGAGCUAUCUGCGUAUGGUGAAAGACAAUAGUCUUUUGUCAAAAGUUCAGGACACUAUCGACUUAUUAAGAAGCCCAGACAAAAAGUCAGCCAUCGUGCAAGGACGUGAAAUAUCACUGUCGCCUCGUAAAUUUGCAGCAGAAUGUAAGGAGAAACCGGAUAAUUUGUCUAUCCUCGAAAGGAUAAGAAUGAAGGAGAUGGAAAGAAAGCGAAGGGAAGGUUUGUACGACCCGGUAAAAGAGUCAAGAAGAGCUAACCUACAGGGAUUAUCUUCUUAUCUUUUGCGGUUUUGCCGUUUGUUCACUUUCAAUAAAACUGGCUCGUUACCACUCCCCUUUGUGUGCGAGAAAAUGCGGAGCGGUCUUGGCGUUUGGAGUAAAAGUGAGCAACUUUCUUGCACUAUGAAGAAGCUUGCUGAACUUUUAGUUAUUCUCUAA
This is a messenger RNA of Enterobius vermicularis (human pinworm), 1725 nucleotides long. The record is from the annotation of a GenBank genome assembly. NCBI's taxonomy places the organism in Eukaryota, Metazoa, Nematoda, Chromadorea, Rhabditida, Oxyuridae.